This is a messenger RNA of Gamsiella multidivaricata, 1132 nucleotides long. RefSeq lists its product as uncharacterized. Bases 225 to 1025 code for a protein of 266 amino acids. The record is from RefSeq and is a predicted model, not a curated record. Lineage: Eukaryota; Fungi; Mortierellomycota; Mortierellomycetes; Mortierellales; Mortierellaceae. The transcript has a single exon.
CAACAACAUCAACAAUAACGACGCUCGAAACAUACAAUCGGCAGCCACAGUCUUCAGACCAAUCAGAACGCCGAAUUUUUGGUCAAAUAACGAGGUUCCUCAUAGUAAAGGGCCUUGUUGAUGAAUGCCUACAACUUUUGAUCCACUGGUCUUUUCGACAUGCGGACAACGCUGCUCUGUCGAGAGAAUCAAAAUCUCCGCUCGACUAACCCGCACGCAACAACAUGAGCGCUCGUCUGAACCUCUACACCAGUUACCGUGACGCUGAGCGCACCUGGCUCCACUCCUUCACUAGUGCCGCAGCAGCUACAGAAGACCCUGGUGAUCCAUCAACCAUUGAAGAGUGCUCCCUGCACUACGGAGAGCUGGCCUUCCUUCUCGCCGGCCUAAAGCCUUGUGUCCUGAUCCAACUUCCGACGCUAGAUCUAACCCUCAGUCUGUACCGUCAUGUCCUCCAAUCCCAAUGGACGCAGCUCCCUGCUUAUAAGCAACAGAGCUUGCAGCAACAACAUGAAGAUAUGCAGGAGGAGGAACACGCAUUAGGACUGCACUGUAAAAUGAUCACACAAAACGUGCGGUCGCCAGAGAUGCCACUUCAAGGAUGUGUCCUCGUCUGGGCUGACCAAACCGUUCGCUCUCAUCCACAAUCGGACCUGAUCCAACGUGGUAUCAAUCUUUUAUGCCCAUUAUCGCACUAUGACCGAGAAGACACAGUCCCAGGAGUGCAAUCUGUCAUAUCUGAAACAGAUUUAGCCAUCAUGCUGGAUCUUCCAGGACGAUUACCAGAGAGCGAAACUGAGAUGCACCAGAUGAUAGAGGUUUCAUAUUGGCAUCAGGAAGAGGUGGCCGACAUAGCAAAUGACAGUCCCUCAGAACCACAGCCGACGCUCCUAACAGCCUUUGCCGCACAACCAGAUCAGAUACCCAACGUGCAAUCUCAUUUCAAAAGAUACAGGGACGCUGUUCGUGAGAAGUAUGGGAUGCGGUUAAAACUUCAUGUUCAAUCCAUGGCCGACAUGCUAUAAACACAAAUAAAAGGCACACACACGAUAUUCGUGGUUUUCUGUUUAAUUGAUGCAUUAUGAUGGACUGGUAACUAUUUGGAAGACAGGAAAGAACUGUGGGAAGGAGU